This is a messenger RNA of Equus quagga, 3044 nucleotides long. RefSeq names its product engulfment and cell motility 1 (gene ELMO1). The record is from RefSeq and is a predicted model, not a curated record. The transcript has 22 exons. Gene Ontology annotation, cellular component: plasma membrane; guanyl-nucleotide exchange factor complex. NCBI's taxonomy places the organism in Eukaryota, Metazoa, Chordata, Mammalia, Perissodactyla, Equidae. Bases 515 to 2698 code for a protein of 727 amino acids. Gene Ontology annotation, biological process: actin filament organization; cell motility.
GUAUUCCCCCAGGCAAAGUGCAGUGGGCAGGCGCCAGGGCGCGGGCGGGAGGCGAAAGCGCCAACCACGCGCGUCCGGGCGCAGGUGCCGGGGGCGGCGGCGGCCACUCCGCAGCGUCCGCUCGGGAGGAGAGUUCGCGGCUGAUCUCGGGAUGCCUUGCAGAUGCAAAAUGUGUCUCUGGCCAGCAGGAGGAAGGAAGAGGAAGUGAGAGCAGCGGCAGCCGGCGGCGCAGCAGCCGGCCGACCCGGAGUGUAAGUGCGUGUGCUCGGGCAAGCGAGAGCGGGCGAGGAUGGGCACAGGAUAGAGGCAGAGACAUCCACACCGCCGCGACCCCGAGGUGGGCGACAGAGCCUCCGGCCCCACUUCAAUGGUCUCAGGUCGUCAGAGCUCUGAUCGCAGGGAACCCUCGCCGCCGCCGCCGCUGUCCUGCGACCCCGGGCAGGUCUAGACACGUGCUGCCAUCUGCUCUAUAGGAUCCCGGUUCCACUGACUUUGGACUUUCUCGGGGUUUACCAUGCCGCCACCUGCAGACACUGUCAAGGUGGCCAUAGAAUGGCCGGGCGCCUACCCCAAACUCAUGGAAAUCGAUCAGAAAAAACCACUGUCUGCAAUAAUAAAGGAAGUCUGUGAUGGGUGGUCGCUUGCCAACCAUGAAUGCUUUGCACUGCAGCACGCUGACAGUUCAAACUUCUAUAUUACGGAAAAGAAUCGCAAUGAAAUAAAAAAUGGCACUAUCCUUCGACUAACUACUUCUCCAGCUCAAAACGCCCAGCAGCUCCAUGAACGCAUCCAGUCGUCGAGUAUGGACGCCAAGCUGGAAGCCCUGAAGGACUUGGCCAGCCUCUCCCGGGAUGUCACGUUUGCCCAGGAGUUUAUAAAUCUGGAUGGCAUCUGUCUCCUCACACAGAUGGUCGAAAGCGGCACGGAACGAUACCAGAAAUUGCAGAAGAUCAUGAAGCCUUGCUUUGGAGACAUGCUGUCCUUCACCCUGACGGCCUUUGUAGAGCUGAUGGACCAUGGAAUAGUGUCCUGGGAUACGUUUUCGGUGGCAUUCAUUAAGAAGAUAGCAAGUUUUGUGAAUAAGUCAGCCAUGGACAUCUCGAUCCUGCAGCGGUCCUUGGCCAUUUUGGAGUCGAUGGUGCUCAAUAGCCACGACCUCUACCAGAAGGUGGCCCAGGAGAUCACUAUUGGCCAGCUGAUUCCACAUCUUCAAGGGACAGAUCAAGAAAUCCAAACCUAUACCAUUGCAGUGAUUAAUGCACUUUUCUUGAAGGCCCCUGAUGAGAGGAGGCAGGAGAUGGCGAAUAUUUUGGCUCAGAAGCAACUGCGUUCCAUCAUUUUAACACAUGUCAUCCGAGCUCAGCGGGCCAUCAACAAUGAAAUGGCACACCAGCUGUAUGUGCUUCAAGUGCUUACCUUUAACCUCCUGGAAGAUAGGAUGAUGACCAAGAUGGACCCCCAGGACCAGGCUCAGAGGGACAUCAUAUUUGAACUUCGAAGAAUUGCUUUUGAUGCAGAGUCUGAACCUAAUAACAGCAGUGGCAGCAUGGAGAAACGCAAGUCCAUGUACACGAGGGAUUAUAAAAAACUUGGCUUCAUUAAUCAUGUCAACCCCGCCAUGGACUUUACCCAGACCCCUCCUGGGAUGUUAGCCCUGGACAAUAUGCUGUACUUUGCCAAGCACCACCAGGAUGCCUACAUCCGGAUUGUGCUUGAGAACAGUAGCCGAGAAGACAAGCAUGAAUGUCCCUUUGGCCGCAGUAGUAUAGAGCUGACCAAGAUGCUGUGUGAGAUCUUGAAAGUGGGCGAGCUGCCUAGUGAGACCUGCAACGACUUCCACCCGAUGUUCUUCACCCAUGACAGAUCCUUUGAGGAGUUUUUCUGCAUCUGUAUCCAGCUCCUGAACAAGACAUGGAAGGAAAUGAGGGCAACUUCUGAAGACUUCAACAAGGUAAUGCAGGUGGUGAAGGAGCAGGUUAUGAGAGCUCUUACAACCAAGCCUAGCUCCCUGGACCAGUUCAAAAGCAAACUGCAGAACCUGAGCUACACUGAGAUCCUGAAAAUCCGCCAGUCUGAGAGGAUGAACCAGGAAGAUUUCCAGUCCCGCCCGAUUUUGGAACUCAAGGAGAAGAUUCAGCCAGAAAUCUUGGAGCUGAUCAAACAGCAGCGUCUGAACCGCCUCGUGGAAGGGACCUGCUUUAGGAAACUCAACUGCCGGAGGAGGCAAGACAAGUUUUGGUAUUGUCGGCUUUCACCAAACCACAAGGUCCUGCACUAUGGAGACUUGGAAGAAAGUCCUCAGGGAGAAGUGCCCCAUGAUUCCUUGCAGGACAAACUGCCGGUGGCAGAUAUCAAAGCUGUGGUGACAGGAAAGGACUGCCCUCAUAUGAAAGAGAAAGGUGCCCUUAAACAAAACAAGGAGGUGCUGGAACUUGCUUUCUCCAUCUUGUAUGACUCAAACUGCCAGCUGAACUUCAUAGCUCCUGACAAGCAUGAGUACUGUAUCUGGACGGAUGGGCUGAAUGCGCUGCUGGGGAAAGACAUGAUGAGCGAGCUGACGCGGAAUGACUUGGACACCCUGCUCAGCAUGGAGAUCAAGCUCCGCCUCCUCGACCUAGAAAACAUUCAGAUCCCCGAUGCACCCCCACCCAUCCCCAAGGAGCCCAGCAACUAUGACUUCGUCUAUGACUGUAACUGAAGUGGCCAGGCCCAGAAGCACCCCCCUUCAAAACUGGAAAAUCUAGCUAACAGGAGAGAAGAAUGAAAAUCGGCCCAGGCCUUGGAAUCCUCUUGGGUAAAGGGAAGCUGUGGGUCAACACUUUCUUUGGCCUCACCUCUAGCCCCUGGCAUCUUUCUGCCCCUACCUGGCGUUUUGCUCACUGCCCCAAUCCUGUUUCUAGACUCCAUUGCUUUAGGUCACUUCCCAUUGCCGCAGUCUACUGGUGGGAGAAGAACAAGACCCACCACCAAUAAGAGAGCCAAAGGGCCCUUCCAUCCUAACCCCAACAGGCACGUCCUCCUUCCUGGAGUAUGAAAGCCAGACU